AGUUCAGAUAGUGUGUUGCAAUUGAGCUGAAUGGAUUCUCACACUUUACUCACCCUUUGGAUACUAGCAGCAGUUGGAUUGUGCUCAUGCCAAGAUGAGUUACUGCUAGAUGGGCCUCUGAAUAGAACAGUUGGAGGGAAUGUGGUGUUCACCCUCAUCAACCCUCCAUCUAUACCACCUUCAAGAAUCACCUGGACUUCUCCAAGCAUAACAGAGAUCAUCACUACACUUGAUGAUGCAGAGAAGAUACAUCCUGAUUAUACUGGUAGAAUCUCUCUGAACAAAAGCACAGCAUCACUGGAGCUCAGCAACCUGACUCCCAAUGACACUGGGGAGUACACUCUGAGCAUCUCCAUAAAUAGUGUACCUCAACAGGCGAAAACAUCACUGACAGUGUUUGUGAAUAUCUCCAAUGUGAGAGCAGAAGCUGAUCAGAAUGAGCUGGUGGAGUUCAACAGUUCUGUCACUCUCACAUGCUCCGCCUCUGGCACCUUGCCCUCAUUUCGAUGGCUUAACGGGAGUACUAGUGUCACAGGAAGUGACAGAGUUCUGCUAGACAAGAGGAACCUCACUAUAUUGAACGUGACUAGAUAUGAUGAUGGACCAUUCCAGUGUGAAGCUUCAAAUAUGUUCAGUGACCACAUGAGCUCUGAUGUCAAUCUGACAAUUCAUUAUGGCCCAGAUAGUGCUGUAUUUUCAGUGACACCUGAUGCCUCGAACUACAGUUCAGGCUCUGACAUCACCCUGUCCUGCUCCUCUGAGUCCAAACCUGCUGCCCAGUUCCAGUGGGCACUGAAUGGAACCUUUCUGGGUAGAGAGGGAAAAGAAAUGGUACUGGAGAAUGUUCAGACCAGUCAGAGUGGAGCCUACAGCUGCUGGGCAUAUAAUAGUAAAACCCAGAGGUAUAAAACAUCAUCACCAACAACCAUCACUGUGAUAGAGACUAUAGCUGGUGUUGCCAUUACACGCUCUGGUAACACCUUGAUAGCAGGUGAGAGUUCUGUCAACUUGACCUGUGAUGCUCAGGGCUUCAUCGUCGACAGAGAGUGGACAAAGGAUGGUAAACCUCUGUCUCUCAGCAACAGAACCACCUUCUAUGAGAAGAACAGAACACUGUCCAUCAGCCCAGUAGAGACAGAAGACAGUGGGCAGUACACAUGCAUAGUCAGCAAUCCUGUCAGCUCUGGCCGUGAUGACUUCGAGCUUGUUGUCAAUCUAGCACCUGAUCCUGGUGUCGGAGUAGGUGGAUUUCCAACUUGGGCUAUAGCUGUUAUAGUAAUAGCUGUCUUAAUUGUACUUGUGAUCCCUGUCAUCCUUGUAUUGAAGAAAAAAGGAAAAAUAUGCCCUCCAAAAAGCCGAGAAGCACCUGCCAAAGAUAAUAGCCCAAUGGAGUUGAAUUAUGCGGACAUCAGCCACUUUCAGAGAAAAAAUGUGCAGAGGGUGGAUCAGGGUAAUCAGGGUGGAAACGAGGAGACGCUUUACUCAGGAGUCAGACUCCCCAGCUCCCCCGCUGGCCCCACCUCAGGCCAGGGACCUACCUAUGCAGAUAUCAAUUUUCAGAAUAACGCCGCCGGUAUGAGGCCAACGCUGGGACACGGAGGAAAUGUGGGAGAUCAGAGCACAGUGUAUGCUGCAGUCAAACCCAAAGGCCAGGCUCCUGGACCACCCCGUCAGGUACCAGAUGUGACGUAUGCUCAGGUCAAGAAGUGACCAUUCUUUCUUAGUUUCUCUGACCGCACUUUUGUCCUGCUACUGUCCAUGUGUCUCUCCAAAUACCAUCACUGUGUUCAUUUGGGUUGCACAUAUUCAUUAUUUCAAAUACCAUCACUAUGUUUAUUUGGGUUGCACAUAUUCAUUAUUUCAGUUAAUUUAAGCCCCAUUGCAGUGUGUAUUUGCAACCUUAACGAUAUGUUAUUGUCAUAGUGAUGUAGUCUGAUAAAACUGAUUGAGUAUAGAGUGUUGAUCACUCUGUUUAAGUUCUCAAAGAGAUGACAUGGAUAUAUUAAUUUGUAGACCACAGAAGUCCCUUGUUGUAGAGAACUUGUAUCAAGAUUUGGAGCACAAGCUGCAAUAUUUGUCUAAUAUGAACCUGCACUUUAUCAUUUUUAUGUGACACAUGUGAUAAUGCAUCUCUUAAAGCCACAAUUAUCAAUGCUGGUAAUUAUUAGUUAUCGUAUUUUGAGAAUAGCAUAGUGAGGUGUUUAGUAACACAUUGUUGUGAUGGCGAUGUAGAGGAGAUGAUGCAUUCAGCUGGAAAAAGUGGAUAUCACUUGAUAAUGCUUGGCUUUAUAUGCGAGUACUAGCUAAAUAUUUUUAUUUUCUAAAAUUGGUUGGUUAAAAUCACUCCCGAACAUUUGCUGGGGUAAUUUUGUGCUUUGGUACUAUGUUUUAUUAGUUAUUAUUUUUGUCAUUUUUCAGAAUUAUUUAAUUUUAUCAUUUUGGGAAUAUAUAGAAACAGCUAAACAGCUAGCCUGCUUUACUUUUAGGAAUUAAAGAUCCGGUAAUAAUUAAGUGUUAUGAAAUUACAGGUUAGCAACAAUUUAUUGUGUAAAGAGUUUUAAUAUAUUUUAUCAUAUGCACUGUGUUAUGAAAAAUGUAUUUUCAUCUGUUGGAUCAUUUAUAUUCAUCAGCCAUAUUGUGGUUUGUUUCUCAACUGCAUUUUGUUUUUUUGUUUUUUAUUUUGUGAUAUAUACAUGUGAAAACAUGCCUCAGGGAUGCCUGUUUUUAGUAAUACACUGCAGUCUUUUCAUCAAGGCUGAAUGUACACAUUUCCCCCUUUUAAUUGUGCCAUGUACUGUGCAAAUGCACUUAUUAGAGGUGUGAUGCCUUGUGAUGCUCAAAUGUACAAUUAUUGUAUUUUUACAUCGACUUUGAGCAGAUUGUGAAGAUUAAGACGCAUUGAUUCUGUCGCAAAAUAAAUUCUAAAUGCUAAAACA
This is a messenger RNA of Alosa sapidissima (American shad), 2936 nucleotides long. Its product is annotated as carcinoembryonic antigen-related cell adhesion molecule 6-like. Lineage: Eukaryota; Metazoa; Chordata; Actinopteri; Clupeiformes; Clupeidae. The record is from RefSeq and is a predicted model, not a curated record. Bases 31 to 1710 code for a protein of 559 amino acids. The transcript is spliced from 11 exons.